CCUUCAUUUCCGGGAAAAUUUCACAUUAAGCCUUUGUGGCCAUAUUUCCAUGGAUGUUCAUUGGGACUUUCUUUAAGAGCCUGCUGUUUGAGCCAUGAAUCGUCUGAGAUAACCAAUGGGAACUCGAGCGGAAAAGGUUUAUGUUGCAGUAGGAAACGAUAUACGUGAUGGAUAUAAGACGUUGGCUUGGACUCUAAGAAAAUGGAGUUCUCAAUCAUUCUCCAUAGUCAUCCUUCAUGUUACUUGCAACAUUUCCAAGGACUUUGUUUACACCCCGUUCGGGAAGCUUCCGGAGACCGCCGUGAGUGAAGAGAAGCUGGAAAUGUUGAGGAGGUAUGAGCAAGAGAAGACAGACAAGCUACUUUCCAAGUAUAUAGCUUUCUGUGGCAAGGUAAAAGCUGAGAUAUUAAAAGUUGAGAAAUAUGAUGAACCUAUCCACCAGCUCAUAGUAGAUUUGAUGUCAGGACUCGAAAUCGGCAAACUUGUCAUGGGAAUGACAUUCAUGAAAUCCUCAUCCUGGAGAUCAAAGAGUGCAAUAAGUGGAGCAUUCUAUGUUCAUCAAUACAAGCCUGGUUUUUGUGAGCUAUACGUUAUAUGUGGAGGGAAAUUGGUGGUCCUCAACGAAAACAUUGAUGAAGGGCACAUGGAGGAUGAUCGAGAAACAAUGGUAGCAAAAAUAAGAGAAAGACCAAGCAUUAGAAACUUGCUGGGAAGAAUUUUCAGCGAUGGUUCCCCUCUGAUCAGACGUCAAAAAUGUCCAUGCCCUCCAUCGACUAACCAGGAUUCAUCCAAGAAUCGGUGGGAAAAUAAUGUGCAGGAGCUUGAAAAUUAUUUCCAGCAUUUGUUGUCUUUGAAUUUGGAUGAGGAUAGUGAUGAUCUGUUUCAAACAAAUCCAACGGAGUCAACCCACCAGAACACAAGUUCCAACAUGAAUGAUGCAGAGGACAUGGAAGCUGUGCAAUGUAAGAUAGAUGAAGCUCAUGAGAUUGUUCAUUUGAAGAAGAAAGAAGCAAAGGCUGAUGUUGAAAGAAAAGCAAAAGCUAAAUGGGCUACUAUUUUAUGCAAUAACAGGGCUGAGGAACUGGAAACUCUGAUAAGAGAAGAGAUCACUCAGCGGUUAGAGAUAAAGAGCAUGUUGGACACUCGAAAAGAGAAACUUUAUGAAGUAACAAGUGAUGUUGAAGAGAGCAAGCAUAGGCUUAAUUCACUGAAGGAACUCCAAGCUGAACUAUCAAUUAAACUCCAAAUAUCAAACAAGGCAAGAGCAACUGCUGAGGCUCAGUUAGAGAAGACAGUUACAAGAGCCGAGAUGGUAAGAGAAAUCGAGGAACUGAAGCGACAAAGGGAUGUUUUUAGACGUAGAAUAGAGUUUUGUAGAGAAAAAGAUGCACUUGGAAUGGUUACAAGAUCGAGUGAGCUAAGGUGUAUCUUUAAAGAAUACACAGCUGAUGAUAUCAGAUUGGCGACCGAUAACUUCUCGGAGCAUUUACGAUUAAAGUCAUGUGGGGAUUGGUUGAAUGUUUAUCGAGGGCGAAUCAAUCAUUCAACAGUUGCUAUCAAGAUGUUAAGCUCUGUUAAUGGAACAUCUCAAGAAGAUUUUCAAGCUAAGGUGAGGCUUCUUACUGACAUUCGACAUCCGCAUUUGGUUGCUCUGAUGGGAUUCUGCUCGGAGUUGACAUGCAUGAUCUACGAAUACAUGCAUAAUGGUAGCUUGAGAGACAUUUUAUUUACCCCCCAAAGAAACUGUAGGAAGACAAACAAAAACCGGGUCCUUGGGUGGUACGAUCGGAUCCGAAUAGCUCGUGAGGUUUGCAUGGGGUUGGUCUUCCUACACUUGGCUAAGCCGAGACCCAUAGUUCACGGUCAACUAACGACAUCCAACAUCCUCCUGGACCGAAAUCUUGUUGCAAAGCUUAGUGGCUAUGGCUUGAGACAACACCAUGAUUUUUAUGAUCUUAGUUUUGAUAUCCGGGCUUUUGGGGUCCUAUUGAUGCAAAUGUUAACCGGUAGGAACUGGGCAGGGUUGAUUGAAGAUGCUGUGGGACCGGCUGCUCUCGCUCAGGUUCUGGAUGAGAAAGCAGGGAAUUGGCCUUUAGAAUUGGCAGUAGAACUUGCAGGAAUAUCCAUGAAAUGUAUAUCGGUGAGCCGUGGGGUGAACCCGAAUUUGCAGAUUGCGAGCGUGGUGGAAGAGCUCGAUGAGUUGAAAAAAAAGGCUGAAGAUUUGGUGGCUAGAGGAGGAUUUGAAGUAGUGAGCAAUGAGAAUGUAAACAUGGAAGAUGCAAACGAUGUACCGAGUGUUUUCCUCUGCCCCAUAUUCAAGGAAGUGAUGAAAAAUCCACAUGUAGCAGCUGAUGGUUUUUCAUAUGAAUUGGAAGCCAUAGAAGAAUGGCUGAAGUUGGGGCAUGAUACUUCUCCCAUGACAAAUUUGAGUCUUGAGCACAAAUUCUUGACCCCAAAUCGCACCCUUCGUGGCCUCAUCCUUGAAUGGCAGAAUCAAGGAUCAAAUUUGUCUUGUUGAAUUAAAGACAUUUCCUUAUGAAGAUUGUCCUAACGUUUUUUC
Hibiscus syriacus is the source of this 2560-nucleotide messenger RNA. Its product is annotated as putative U-box domain-containing protein 50. Gene Ontology annotation, biological process: protein phosphorylation; protein ubiquitination. Gene Ontology annotation, molecular function: protein kinase activity; ATP binding; ubiquitin-protein transferase activity. NCBI's taxonomy places the organism in Eukaryota, Viridiplantae, Streptophyta, Magnoliopsida, Malvales, Malvaceae. The record is from RefSeq and is a predicted model, not a curated record.